UGAAUGCUGGAUGGUUGGGGUUGAGGUGAGUAAGCUCCUGCCUUCCUGAGAGAAGAGAAUCACUGAUUGGUGAAAGCUGAUUCUCAGAAGCCUGAGGACUCAUCUUGGGGAUGAGCCUGGGAACAGCUAGUCCUUCUCUUUCCAGAAGCCACAGGGAGAACUGGAGGAUGCAUGUACAUCACUCCUGGCUCUGGGGUAUCACAGCAUAGAAAUGAUCAUCCAUAUGCUGUUCUAUGACGUUGAGGCAGACAGAAUGCCCCCAAGGAGCCUGCUGCUGGCACCGGAGCAACUCAGUCUGCGCCCAGGCAUAGAGAACUACCGAGAUGCCACCUGGGCCCGUAUCCUGAGCCUGCUGAGGAAGAGUGACAAGGAGAAGGACAUGCUGUUGCUGUGUCAGGUGCUCCAUGGACUGGCCACCAGUGCCCAGGCUGUCCUGGACGAUGCAUCUCUGCAGGAGGGAGCGAUGACCAGAGCGUUCAUCAAAGUGGCCACCAAGGCUGAUAAAACCCUCCAGAUUUCCUUCCGCCAUCAGCCCCUGGCCAGCAAAAGCCAGGUGGCAGAGAAAGCUCUGGAGACCACUGGCCACCUCUGCUGUCUCCUGCAACUCUCAGAACGUGAGAGGCUGGUGUACUCGUUAACUGGAUGGUUAACAAUGUUGACAACCACACCAGUGAGGCCUCUCUACAUCUGCAAGAUUCUACUGGGGCUGCUACUGUGGGACCUCUCAAGUGAUGACAUCAUCCACUCUGUUCAAGUUCCCUGGUACCUUGAGAUCUUGGCACCUGUGGAAGAGCUGGCCCCUGAGCCUGCCGUGAAGAGGUCCAAGACGUCCAUGUGCAAUGAUGAUGGCUUGGACCGUCCUUGA
This is a messenger RNA of Lemur catta (Ring-tailed lemur), 865 nucleotides long. RefSeq lists its product as uncharacterized. The transcript has 7 exons. NCBI's taxonomy places the organism in Eukaryota, Metazoa, Chordata, Mammalia, Primates, Lemuridae. Bases 212 to 865 code for a protein of 217 amino acids. The record is from RefSeq and is a predicted model, not a curated record.